This is a messenger RNA of Bradysia coprophila, 5116 nucleotides long. RefSeq lists its product as uncharacterized. NCBI's taxonomy places the organism in Eukaryota, Metazoa, Arthropoda, Insecta, Diptera, Sciaridae. The record is from RefSeq and is a predicted model, not a curated record.
AUAUGUGUUUCAUCCAUAACCAAAGUGGCCACAAAAACGUUUACGAUUUACGAAAAAGUUCUUAAAAUCGAUAUAAAAAAAAUUCACGAAGAAUCUUAUGCUGUUCGCUGGGUGGCGUCGUUAUUCUAUUUGUGAAUCAAACAGUCCGGUAUAGGACGUGCAUUAGAACAGUCUAAAAUCGCAAUAUUCGCACACAUUGUCCAAAAACUCUGUAAACGAAGUGAUAAAAUUGAAUUUAAAGGAUACCCAAGUGUAACCGGCAACAAUACUAUCAAUAUGCGUUUCAUGUGGUGUAUACUGAUGGGAGUGCUUGCAUUAGCAACAAAAAUUUAUGGAAACGAUUGUCCCGAGGCCACUCUUCGUAGAGUGCAACAGAAUGAGUGGGUACGUUGUAACGAAGAAAAUGAACGAAAAAUGGUAGAGUUAAAGCGAAAAACAUCAUUGGAUAGGGAUGAACAAGUCAGACAAGCGUGCUGCAUAUUGUCUGACACAACGACUUGUUGGGUGGAUACUUUACGUUCAGAAUGUGGAGAUGCAAGUGCAAAUGAGCUGAUAAGAACUGCGAAAUUUAAAGGCGAUUGUGCCUCUUGGACAUAUCCGGAUUCAAUUUCACAGUGUCACUCAUGGUAUACAAAGUGGUGGUUCAUAACGAUAGUAGCAAUUUUAGCAAUUGUCAUUAUUGCGGCUGUUGUUUUUGUGGUUUUGAGGAAGCGUGCUCGCAGUACCCGUUAAAACAAUCUGUGACUGUAACAGACCCAAUAAGUCCAUAGAAGUCGCAGAUAUGUUUAUUUUUACAAUUUAAUUUGAUACUUAUUCUAAGUGCUUCACUACCACUUGGCAUCCUUCCCUCCUAAUAAUUUUAAAACUACACGCAUUUGUAAUCAGUAGUCAGAGUGUUUUUAUUUUGCUGUAAUGGUUAAAUGGUGAAAUUAUUUUAAAGAUUUUAUUGACAAAGUUAAAGUAUUGUGCUCGUAGGUCAUUUUCUCUUUGAUCGAUGAAGUUGUUCUCGCCUCGUUGUGCGAUAUCAGCAAUUGUAUUGUUUCCUUUGUUAUUUAACAUGUGCUUCGUGGCGUCGGUGUACGGAUUAACAAUCGACACUACCAGAAGCUAAUGCUAAAUUACGUGCUGGAUUAAUGUACGAAAAUGUCACAUUGCCGUAUGGCAUCUGGCAGUCACUUUUAAUGCAGGUAAGGUAAAAACGCCUCGGGUUCUCAUUUGACACCCCAAAAUCACAUAGCAAAUUUUCACAAAUUUGCUGUGGUACAAUCCCAAGAUACAGAAACUAUCUUGUACGUAUGCUGCCAAGUGAAUCGUCAACUCGUCAACCAUUCGACCACAGAAAUUUGAAUUCUACAUAAGCAAAUUUUCAACAAAUACAACGACGAGCAUGAUACGAGAAUACCUACGUGACAAAGGACUGCCUGACCCAAACUUAGUAAAGGUCAGCUGUCUCGUUCCUCGAAAUAAAGACAGAUCUAUGCUCACAUUUCUUUCUUUCAAGAUUGAUACCGAAAGUACCGCAGUUGCUGAUAGAAUCAAUGGACAUGGAUUCUGGCCGAACAACUGCAUCAUAAAGCCAUUUAUCCACAAAUCAGUCAUCGACUUAUCUCACGGCAGUCGCAUACACCCAAAUUUUCUCCUGCACCAGGGAGUCAAUCAAACGCCAAUAUAACAAUCAGCAAUCAACCUGUUCGAUCGCCUUUUGGUAACCGAUUUCUAUCAAUCUUUUACGAAAACAUUGAUGGAAUAUCCGACCGGAAAUGCCCACACCUGAUAGCUUCUUCAACAACAGCUGAUUACGACAUUAUUGUUUUCAUAGAGACAUGGCUCAAAUAUUACAUCAACGAUCUGGAAUACAUGAGUCACCGUUACAUUGUAUUCCGUAAAGAUCGAUCAUCAUCGACCAUUGAUGCGAUCCAAGGUGGCGGAGUACUGAUUGCUGUUCGGAAUAAUAUUCAAUGUGAGGAAGUUUCAUGUCCGGAAAUGAAUGAUUUGGAAGCGAUUUGCGUACGAAUCUCUUUGGCUACAGGCAGCUUGUUCCUAUACGCAUUAUACAUUCAACCGACUGCUGACAUCUCUAUUUAUAGAUCGCAUGUUGCUGCCAUAAAUGCAGUAAGGCGAAACAUAACAAGCUCAGAUACGUUCCAAGUUUUGGGUGACUUCAAUCUGUAUAAUGUUGAAUGGCAUGAAAACGACGAUGGAUUCGACUACAUUCCAGUCGUUGGUGAAUCUAUGUGUGCCAGAUCAAUUAUCGCUCGAGAAGUUUCGUCAACGAUGUCCGACCAAGGACUAUUUCAAAUGUCAUCAUUCGCUAAUGUCAGCGGCAACAUUCUUGACCUCAUAUACACCGACGCUCCCGAAUUGUGUGUGAUCAACCAAGCCGAAUUCAGAAUGCUUCCCGCCUCGAUGAGCGACGUUGAUCACAUUCCCCUCUCGUGUAUGAUUGAAUGCUGUCCCAUUGUUGAUCCAACUGUCUCCGAUGAGUCAGAUUCGGUGUUCUGUUUCAAGAAAGCGGACUAUGAUGCAAUAAACGCACAUUUAUCAGAUACUGUUAUACUCCAAGACUGUGCUCCGAACGUAAACGAAUCGGUAACCACUUUGUAUGCGAACAUCUAUGACACCUUCGAUAAGUUUGUUCCCCGUGCCACGAUCCGCUCAUCCAGCAAUCCGAAAUGGUACACCAAGCAGCUGCUACAUCUGAAAAAUGUUCGUAAUAAACAAUUCAAGAAACUAAGUGCAGAACGUAAACAUCAGCUAUCGAGUGGCAUCUCAACUGUCCUAGACGAUCGUGAAUUCCUGCAAGCGAAGGAUGACUACGAAGCGCUCAGAACAGAACUGCACAGUAAUUUCAUACGUGAAAAAUCCCACUGCAUUAAAACAGACCCAAAAUCGUUCUGGCGUCAUAUCAAUUCCAAACGUAAAUCGAACAGUCUACCAGCUAUCGUUGAACUGAACGGUAAAAAAGCAACUACGAAUGCCGAAAAAUCACAUAUAUUCGCCGAAUACUUCCAGAGUGUUUACGUUGAGCACCCGAAUGAUCCAUCGAUACUUGAUUUCAUCAAUGCACGAAAUGACAACAACUGUCACGACAUCGCGUCAACGCAAGAACUUGUGAAAUUCGUACUUAGUGGACUGGAUGUGAACAAAGGCAGCGGACACGAUGGAGUUUCAUCGCUCUUCCUACGUAAAUGUGCAAUCAAUCUGGCUGGCCCGUUAAACAUUAUCUUCAAUCAAUCAUUAACCGAAAAGCGUUACCCCGACGCAUUCAAAAUUGGUCAACUGACUCCCGUCUACAAAUCAGGUCGAAAAACUGACGUUACAAACUACAGAGGAGUGAACGUGAUGCCGAAUCUUGCCAAAGUGUUCGAACGAGUAGUUUUCAUGCAGAUGAAACUAGUAAUUCCUCAUGACAUCGAAUUAUCUCAACACGCAUUCAUUCCUGGUCGAAACAUUGAAUCAAAUUUAAUGGAACUUAGUGUCGUUGCCCACGAUGCCUUCGAUCAAAACGCACAGCUCGAUACAUUCAACGUCGACAUUAGCAAAGCUUUCGACAAGGUCGCUGCGAUGAAGCUUAUCCGCAAAAUGGCUAUGUUUCCGAUAUCGAAUUCGCUUUUGCUGUGGUUCAUUUCGUACCUGACCUCCAGAGUUCAAUAUGUGCUUAUUGGGAAAGACAGAUCAAAAACAUUCAUCGUCCUCUCUGGCGUUGGCCAAGGAUCUAUUUUGGGAGUUUUCUUGUUCCUGAUGUUCUUCAAUGACUCAGACGUGCGUAUGACUGGUAUUUUCUGCCUCAAUUUCGCCGAUGACAAAAAAAUUGCUUCAAUUAUCAAGUCGGAGAAGGAUGCACUCAACCUCCAAGCUGCCAUCAAUUUGUUUUUCAAAUGGUGCAGCGACAAUGGCAUGGAAAUCAACCGAGUCAAGUCCAAAAUUAUCACAUACACAUUGAAGACCAAGCCGAUAAUUUUUUACUACACGUUGGAUGGUCAAAUUAUUCAACGAACGAACAGCAUUUUCGAUCUUGGCGUCUUGACGAACACUAGAAUGAACUUCAACUCCCAUCACGAAUAUGUGAGCAAUAAAUCCAAAUCUGUGCUGAACUUCGUGAAACGACAACGACAAUUUCUCGACGACGAUGCCACCAAAAUAGUUUACAAAGCCUUAGUACGAUCGAAUUUAGAAUUCGCUGCCUGUAUCUGGUCACCACACUUUGCAACGCAUCGGAGAACGAUAGAGAGCACACAGAAACAAUUCGUUAUGUUCCUGAAUGGUGAUCAUCUUAACAGAUCUGACAAUGACUACGUACUGAGUCCAUAUGUUGAAAGAUGUGCUGGAUUAGAUCUACAAACGUUGAUCCGGCGCAGAACGAAUGCGUGCAUACUCUUCAUCCAUUCUCUGAUCACCGGAAAGAUUAACUCACCGACACUUCGUUCACGUAUUACACUGAACUCAAGAUCAACGAGACACAAUGGUAUGAUAUUCAUUCGAGCGUGUAGGACGAGUCGAUCGUUCAACUCCCCAUUCAACAACGCCUGUCGUAUGUUCAAUGCCGUUUCGAACAUUAUCGAUCCCACAUUACCACACAACCUCUUCCGCAAUGCCUUGUAUCGACUACCAGACUCCAACCUGACUAAUUUCUUACGAAUGUGAUAUGCUGACUGACACUUGUAAUUACUUUUAUGUGACGAUCUGUGAUAUUCGACUCUAUUCUGCUCUAUUCUAUUAAUUUAAUUAAUCUAUUUGUUAACUAAACGUGCUCUAUCGACGAUCAUUUAUGAUUCCUUAUGUUUGAUACGUUACACUUUUUACAAUUUUAUAUUUUACACUCUAAUAGUCCGCUUGUAUUAAGACGACUGAAAAUGAAUAAUAAAUGAAAUGAAAUGAAAUGAAAUGACCGCGAGGUUUAACAGAUCUAUUGAUUGAUACGUUGUAUGGGUGUCAAGGGAUAUGACGAACUACGACUUGUACAAAGAGACAACUCAUGGCCUAUAGUGAUUAGACAUUUGCUACUACUUAAAACUAAUAGCCGUAACCGUAACAAAGUCGGAAAUAUCAAGAAACCCAACAUUCGCUCUCUCCGUAAAAGAAACCGUAUCGACAUAAGGCCAAUAGUAGAAAGAGC